This is a messenger RNA of Coniophora puteana RWD-64-598 SS2, 512 nucleotides long. RefSeq lists its product as uncharacterized. Gene Ontology annotation, molecular function: structural constituent of ribosome. The transcript is spliced from 3 exons. Bases 1 to 318 code for a protein of 105 amino acids. Lineage: Eukaryota; Fungi; Basidiomycota; Agaricomycetes; Boletales; Coniophoraceae. Gene Ontology annotation, cellular component: mitochondrial small ribosomal subunit; mitochondrion. The record is from RefSeq and is a predicted model, not a curated record. Gene Ontology annotation, biological process: mitochondrial translation.
AUGAGCAACGUAGCGAAGGCCAUCAAGAGGUUACUUCCCUCUCCAUUACCACCCUCUCUAAGAACGGUACCCGGAAAUCUUUUUGAAGUCCUAUCUCGUUAUGGAGGUGAUGGCGUCGGCCAGCGAGUGCAUCAGACGCGGUGGACGAGCAAAGGCAUCGAGGAAUGUUAUUGGCAGGUAGAGAAGACACGGAUUCAGGAGGAUGGCAGACACGGGAAGGCAUGGGGAACAUUAUACUGGAAAGGCAAACCCGUGAGCGAAAAACCUGAAAUAAUACGAGGUGGAUUGAAGUACAAGUGGGAGAGAGGGCCAUCAUAACGCUACUCUGAAAUGCAUGUAGGUUACUCUUGCGCACGCAUCGUCCCUCGGCCUCAAGCUUCAAGGCCUCACUUCAAGGCUCUUCUUCAAGCCCCUAGUUGCUUCUUGCGCACACUCAUCCAUGGCUCUCAGCUUACUGCCUACAUGUACAGACCUGGCCGAUACUACUAAUAGAUUGUCAAUGUAAUGCACUG